Molecule: messenger RNA, 2199 nt
Organism: Drosophila willistoni
Lineage: Eukaryota; Metazoa; Arthropoda; Insecta; Diptera; Drosophilidae
Product: glucose dehydrogenase [FAD, quinone]
Exons: 2
Coding region: 166-2043 (625 amino acids)
Molecular function (GO): flavin adenine dinucleotide binding; ecdysone oxidase activity
Source: RefSeq, a predicted model, not a curated record
CCGUACUGGCGAGUGCCUGAGUGAAUACAAAACGUGUCAAGCUAAAGCUCAGCCGGACCGUACAAAUUCCGUGUGUUGAGCACAGGCAGACUAGUCGCAAAUUGAGACCGCGGGCGAUAGGUUGUUUGGCUUCUUACGGCGCAUUCUUGGAGAGCUACAAAAGGCAUGGAAUUUCUCAGUGCCCAGUGCGCUGCACGGUCGGCGGGGCCGGCGAACACGUUGAUGUCCCUGCUCCUUAGCACACUGAUCACCAAAUAUUGUGAUUUGAGUGGCGAACAACAAUGGCCGGCGGAUCAUGGCGAUUAUUUGGAUAAGACGGGCGCAUUUGAUCAGGAUUAUGACUUCAUUGUAGUGGGUUCAGGCACUUCGGGAGCAGUGGUCGCCGGACGAUUGGCCGAGGUGACAAAUUGGCGAAUUCUCUUACUGGAGGCUGGCGGUGAUCCGCCGAUUGAAACACAGUUUGUUGCCUGGCACAUGGCCACACAAUUCUCGAAAUGGGACUGGCAAUACCACACGGAGCCCAAUGGACGCGCCUGCAUGGCCAUGCAGGGUGGCAGUUGCCAUUGGCCCAGAGGCAAGAUGUUGGGCGGAACGAAUGGCAUGAACGCCAUGAUCUAUGCCCGCGGCACACGCGAAGAUUUCGACGAUUGGGAGCGACGUGGCAAUCCUGGAUGGGGAUAUGAUUCAGUGUUGGAGCAUUUCCGCAAAGCUGAGGAUCUCCGUUCCACACGCACCGAUUAUACGCCCGGAGAUCAUGGCGUUGGUGGACCAAUGGGCAUAAAUAAUUAUGUGUCAGACAACGAAUUCCGUUCGACCAUUCGUGCCGGCAUGGAGGAAAUGGGCUAUGGCAGUGCCCCCGAUUUCACCGAGGGCUCAUUCAUUGGCCAAAUGGAUAUUCUGGGCACCCAGGACGGCGGACGUCGCAUAACCACGGCCCAUUCCCAUUUGCGCAAGGACACUCCGAAUUUGCAUAUCGUUCGACAUGCCCAGGUCAAACGUCUUAAUGUGGUUGAGUCGCCUGAGAAGCGUGUGGAGAGCGUCACCUUUGUCCAUCGCGAGGGCAAGGAAUACACGGUGAAGGCCAAGAAGGAGGUCAUUGUAUCUGCCGGAGCCAUUGGCACACCACAAAUUCUGAUAUUGUCGGGAAUUGGACCUGCUGAUCAUUUGAAAAACUUGGGCAUUCCUGUCAAAGCUAAUCUGCCUGUUGGUCGCAAUCUCAAGGAUCAUGCCAGUUUGCCGGUUAUCUUCCAAAUCGAUAAGUCGACGGCACGCAAACCAACCGAGGAGGAGCUGGUGGAUUCCAUGUAUAAUCUGCUGAUGGGUCGCCAUAGCAAACUUUUGCAUCAUGAAGCCACAGCACUGACCGGAUUCAUCAAUACAACAUCGUUGCAUGGUCCCAAUCCCGAUAUACAGACAACAAACUUCUUCAGCCUAAUGCAGAGUCCCGAACUGAAGGGCUAUGUGGCAGCCACCGGAUUCAACGAGCGUGUGGCCAAAAGCAUUUUGUCUGCCAAUCAGCACACAAAUACUUACAUUACAUAUCUGCUCCAUUUGAAGCCCUUCUCGGCGGGUUAUUUGGAAUUGCAGAGUGCCGACUAUCUGGAUGCCCCCAUCCUACAGCCCGGCUAUAUGACGGAUGACCGCGACGUGGAUACCUAUAUACGAGCAUUGAACAUCUAUAAGAAUCUACCCGAAACACGGGCGUUCGCCGAACGUGAGGCCAAACUGCAUAAGAUCGACCUGAAGGACUGCAACAGUCUCGAGUAUCAAUCGGAUGAAUAUUGGCGUUGCUAUAUACGCCACAUGACAACCACAGUGUAUCAUCCAGUGGGCACAGCUCGCAUGGGACCAGCCAAUGAUCCCACAUCGGUGGUCGAUGCCCGUCUACGGGUCCAUGGCGUCAAGGGUCUGAGGGUGAUGGAUGCCAGCAUCAUGCCGGAUAUUGUGGGGGCCAAUACGAAUGCCGCUUGUAUCAUGAUUGGCGAGAAGGGUGCCGAUAUGAUCAAAGAGGAUUAUUCCACUCAACAGCAUACAGAACUUUAAAUAUUGAUAUUGUAUGUUCUCCAAAUUGUAUCAGAUACAAUGUGGCAUUUUUUAUAAACGCUUUUUUUUUUUUUGUAAACUUUAAAAGUUUUAGUCUAAGCUGUAUAAAUGAAUUUGUUGUGUUUAUUUUAUAAUUAAAGAGCUUUUCCACCUAAA